AUGGAGCCUACCCUUCGUUUGUGUCAAAAUCAUGGAACACCUUGCCAUGAACCAGCAGUAUAUCGCAGACUUGUUGGACGUCUUUUGUAUCUUACAAACACUAGGCCUGACAUCUCCUUCGUAGUUCAACAACUCAGUCAGUUUGUAGCUCAUCCAAUGCAAUCCCAUUUUGAUGCAGCCACUCGUGUAAUGAGGUAUCUUAAAGGGUCUCCAUGCAAGGGAAUUCUCUUUCCUUCUCAGAAUUCUUUGCAUUUAUCCGGGUUCACAGAUGCAAAUUGGGCAACAUGCCCGAAUACAAGAAAGUCUACAACCGUAUUUUGUGUUUUUCUAGGCUCAUCUUUGAUUUCUUGGAAGUCCAAGAAGCAAAGUACAGUCAGUCGUUCUUCAGCAGAGGCUGAGUAUCGUGCACUCGCUACUUUGACAUGUGAGGUGCAAUGGUUGACCUAUCUUCUUCAUGAUCUUCAUAUUCCAAUUUCUGCUCCAGCUAUGAUCUAUUGUAGUACAUUUAGCACACAACCCAACAUUUCAUGA
Gastrolobium bilobum is the source of this 531-nucleotide messenger RNA. RefSeq lists its product as uncharacterized. Lineage: Eukaryota; Viridiplantae; Streptophyta; Magnoliopsida; Fabales; Fabaceae. The record is from RefSeq and is a predicted model, not a curated record. The transcript has a single exon. Bases 1 to 531 code for a protein of 176 amino acids.